GUGAGUUUAUUAACUCAUUUGUUUAAAAUACCCUUGCACCUUUUUUUAAGUACUGCAAAAUAACCGAAGCGGGGCCAGCUUUCUUUCCUUUGUUUCUGGCGUCUGAAGUCCACCCAGGACUUAGUCCCUCUGCACUUCUGUGCGUUUGGUGGGGGGGGCUCCCAAGUACCCUCUCGAUGGGGCAAAUUCAGUCAUCCACUUCGUGGGGAAAGGGAAGGGGAGGGAGCGCAGCAGUUGGGCCGCCCCAGGGAUUCCAGGGCCCCUCACACACCACUAGUCCACACGUUCUAUCAAAUCCCGGGCUCCAGCCAAGAAUUCUGGCCACGCCGUUGUGGGAUACUGGGGAAACGAGACGCUGGGAGGACCCGCUGGCUAGAGGGGCGGCCUCUCCUCCGUCACGUGACUCGGCCUGCCCGGGGCUAAUGUCAGGUCGCGCGUCACGGUUGCACUUUCUGAUUGGCCCAACUGGGUCAAUUUGAAAGGACUACGGGGGCCGCGGCGGUUCAUUUUCGGCGGCGUUUCCCCCCCUCCUUUUUUUUUUUUUAUUUAAUUCCUUCUCUCCGGUUCCCUCCUUCCGUGCGAGUCUCAGGAGAAGCCGCCGCGCCAGGCGCCGCCGCCGCUCAGGGCCUGCUCCCCUUGCGCAAUGGACUGGCAGCCAGACGAACAAGGCCUGCAGCAGGUACUGCAGCUGCUCAAAGACUCGCAGUCGCCCAACACAGCCACACAGCGCAUCGUGCAGGAUAAACUCAAGCAACUCAACCAAUUCCCCGACUUCAACAACUACCUAAUCUUUGUCCUGACGAGGCUCAAAUCAGAAGAUGAGCCAACCCGGUCUCUCAGUGGGCUCAUCCUCAAAAACAACGUGAAAGCACAUUACCAGAGCUUUCCACCACCUGUGGCUGACUUCAUCAAGCAAGAGUGUCUCAACAACAUCGGCGAUGCCUCCUCUCUCAUCCGGGCUACCAUCGGUAUUCUUAUAACCACCAUCGCUUCCAAGGGUGAGCUGCAGAUGUGGCCUGAGCUGCUGCCCCAGUUAUGCAACCUGCUCAACUCGGAGGAUUACAACACUUGUGAGGGAGCCUUCGGAGCCCUGCAGAAGAUCUGUGAAGACUCCUCCGAACUCCUGGACAGCGAUGCGCUCAACAGGCCGCUCAACAUCAUGAUCCCCAAGUUCCUGCAGUUCUUUAAGCACUGCAGCCCCAAGAUCCGGUCCCACGCCAUCGCCUGUGUGAACCAGUUCAUCAUGGACCGAGCCCAGGCGCUGAUGGAUAACAUUGACACCUUCAUCGAGCACCUGUUCGCCCUGGCUGUGGAUGACGACCCCGAGGUGCGGAAGAAUGUAUGCCGUGCCUUGGUGAUGCUUCUAGAAGUGCGCAUUGACCGGCUCAUCCCCCACAUGCACAGCAUCAUCCAGUACAUGCUCCAGCGGACCCAGGACCAUGACGAGAACGUGGCCCUGGAGGCCUGUGAGUUCUGGCUGACGCUGGCCGAGCAACCCAUCUGCAAGGAAGUUCUGGCCUCCCAUCUGGUCCAGUUGAUCCCCACUCUUGUAAAUGGGAUGAAGUACUCGGAAAUCGAUAUCAUUUUGCUCAAGGGCGACGUGGAAGAGGACGAGGCUGUCCCCGACAGCGAACAGGACAUCAAGCCACGCUUCCACAAGUCACGCACGGUGACGCUGCCCCACGAAGCCGAGCGGCCUGACGGCUCCGAAGAUGCGGAGGACGAUGAUGACGACGAUGCGUUGUCCGACUGGAAUCUGAGGAAGUGCUCUGCAGCUGCGUUGGACGUCCUGGCCAAUGUUUUCCGGGAGGAACUGCUCCCGCACCUCCUCCCCCUGCUCAAGGGCCUCCUAUUCCAUCCCGAAUGGGUGGUCAAGGAGUCCGGCAUCCUGGUGCUGGGUGCCAUCGCCGAGGGCUGUAUGCAAGGCAUGGUGCCCUACCUGCCCGAGCUGAUCCCACACCUCAUCCGGUGCCUGUCGGACAAGAAGGCCCUGGUCCGCUCCAUCGCGUGCUGGACACUGAGCCGCUACGCCCACUGGGUGGUCAGCCAGCCUCCGGACAUGCACCUCAAGCCUCUGAUGACAGAGCUACUCAAACGCAUCCUGGAUGGCAACAAGAGGGUGCAGGAGGCAGCCUGCAGUGCCUUCGCCACCCUGGAGGAGGAGGCGUGCACGGAGCUGGUGCCCUACCUCAGCUACAUCCUGGACACCCUCGUCUUCGCCUUCGGCAAGUACCAGCAUAAGAAUCUGCUCAUCCUCUAUGACGCCAUCGGCACUUUGGCCGACUCCGUGGGCCAUCACCUCAACCAGCCGGAAUACAUCCAGAAACUGAUGCCACCGCUCAUCCAGAAGUGGAACGAGCUGAAGGAUGAGGACAAGGACCUCUUUCCCCUGUUGGAAUGCCUCUCCUCGGUCGCCACUGCCCUGCAGAGUGGCUUCCUGCCCUACUGCGAGCCCGUGUACCAGCGCUGCGUCACCCUGGUGCAGAAGACACUGGCCCAGGCCAUGAUGUACACCCAGCACCCUGAGCAGUAUGAGGCCCCCGACAAGGAUUUCAUGAUCGUGGCACUGGAUCUGCUCAGCGGCCUGGCUGAGGGCCUGGGCGGCCACGUGGAGCAGCUAGUGGCCCGGAGUAACAUCAUGACUCUGCUCUUCCAGUGUAUGCAGGACUCAAUGCCUGAGGUGCGGCAGAGUUCGUUUGCUCUCCUGGGAGAUCUCACCAAAGCCUGCUUCAUCCAUGUCAAGCCCUGUAUUGCCGAGUUCAUGCCCAUCCUGGGCACCAACCUGAACCCCGAGUUCAUUUCCGUCUGUAACAAUGCCACCUGGGCCAUCGGUGAGAUCUGCAUGCAAAUGGGGGCAGAGAUGCAACCCUAUGUGCAGAUGGUCCUCAACAAUCUGGUGGAGAUCAUUAACCGGCCCAAUACACCCAAGACACUGCUGGAAAACACAGGUCGCCUGACGAGUCCCUCUGCCAUUCCAGCCAUCACCAUUGGCCGCCUGGGCUAUGUGUGCCCGCAGGAGGUGGCUCCUAUGCUCCAGCAGUUCAUCCGGCCUUGGUGGAUCCUCCACGGCUUCAAAGACCAGGUCGGGGAGGAGAACUGGCAGCAGUUUUCGGAGCAGUUCCCGCCGCUGCUCAAGGAGAGACUGGCGGCCUUCUACGGCGUCUAGGCGAACGUGGAGACUGCCAGGUUUCUGUCUGCGUCAUCGUCGAAGGGAUUGCUGGGAGCGCGCUGUGUCCGGAAGUCGCGGUGCCCUGGUCGAGGGGGGGGUAGGGAGGCGUGCGCGGGAUCCAAAC
Dipodomys ordii (Ord's kangaroo rat) is the source of this 3293-nucleotide messenger RNA. RefSeq names its product transportin 2 (gene Tnpo2). Gene Ontology annotation, molecular function: small GTPase binding; nuclear import signal receptor activity. The coding region runs from base 644 to 3166 and encodes 840 amino acids. NCBI's taxonomy places the organism in Eukaryota, Metazoa, Chordata, Mammalia, Rodentia, Heteromyidae. Gene Ontology annotation, cellular component: nucleus; cytoplasm. The transcript is spliced from 23 exons. The record is from RefSeq and is a predicted model, not a curated record. Gene Ontology annotation, biological process: protein import into nucleus.